This is a messenger RNA of Electrophorus electricus (electric eel), 666 nucleotides long. RefSeq names its product neurturin (gene nrtn). Gene Ontology annotation, molecular function: glial cell-derived neurotrophic factor receptor binding; receptor tyrosine kinase binding; growth factor activity. The record is from RefSeq and is a predicted model, not a curated record. Lineage: Eukaryota; Metazoa; Chordata; Actinopteri; Gymnotiformes; Gymnotidae.
AUGAAGUUAUGGAGGUGUGCCGCCAUCACCUUGACACUCUGUGGUGCUACACUGUCCGUCUUUCUCUCUAGAAUCCUGCUUCCCCCAAAAGCACCAGUUUCUCUUCACUUGGGAUUAUCAUCAUCAUCAUCAUCAUCACCUGCAUCAUCUAUGUCCUCAAACAGCUCUUCCUCUGGGACUGGUACGAAGUUUCGAAGGGUCAGAUCAGCACAUGGACCCAACUCGGUGAUCUCUCAGUUAAUUCACAUAUUCCAGAGCUUCACCGAAGGAGAGCUGAAGCAAGUCAUCAGCGCCCUGGUGGAGAGGAAGGCACGGAGGGAUGCUAAACUGGGCAAAAGGACUAAACGGGCCAAGAAUGGCGCCAAGCCGUGCUCGCUGCGGGACGUGGAAGUGACGGUCAGCCAACUAGGACUGGGAUACAUCAGCGACGAGAUUGUCCUUUUCCGAUAUUGCAGCGGUAAAUGCACGGCCAGCCGCCGUAACUAUGACAUGACGCUGGCGUUUAUGAAGCGCGAGCGUCUGCUCAUGCGAGACAGUAAGGUGAAGGCUCGACACAGCCCCUGCUGUCGGCCCACAGCAUACGAGCCGGACAUUUCCUUCCUCGACAACCUCAACCGUUACCAUACCAUCCACGACGUCUCCGCGCUGGAGUGCGGCUGUAUAUGA